AAACUUAUGAAUUACGAUUUUAAUCACAAUACUUCUAUUGUYUUGGUAGUUAGGCUUAAUGACUUCGUUGUUAGAGUARAKGCUACUACUCUGAGGUAUCCAGUGCUUAACGUGGGCAAAGGUUCCGGACAUAGCCGGAAAAGGGAGAUUCUGCGAAGACGCUUUGAUCCUUGGACAGUUGUUGUUUUGACAKCGUUUAAAGUUUGACUGUAGCYAUGCCAMGKAGUGAUUCUCCMAGUCGCCGGACKUCCAUGGUCCAAGCRCCGGACACCUUACAGCUUACUCAUCAUAAAACGUCGUUAACAGUCAACGAAAGCCGAUAUAACAGAAGACUUUCUACCUCUUCACAGAGCAGUACAAUCUAUGGUCGGAGAAGAUCGUACGCCAUGCCACGAUUCGGCAAUAAUCCUUCAGCUGAAAUGACACCAAAGUUUCUCAACAGUUAUAAAACUGAACCAGACGAAGACAAGCGUUUUCGCGCCAAAGCUGUGACUGAUAUCAUUCAAAAUACUCUCAAAGAGAAACUUGAUGGUAUUGAGUAUUCUUCAGAGCGUGCUCGAAGGAUUGUAGCGCCAAUUAGUGAGGAAAUCAAGGCAGCAGUGAAGACCUUGGGUUUUGAUCGGUACAAACUUGUGUGUGUUGUGCAUAUUGGGUCUUUAAAUGAUCAAGAUUUGCGGAUUGCUAGUCGCUGUUUAUGGGAUGAUGGCUUUGAUCGAGUUGCUUCUUCUUCGUUCUACAAUGAAACUUUGUUUGCAUGUGCCUCAGUGUUCGGUGUUUAUCGCGAAUAACCGAAUCAAUAUAACGGUGCAUACAAGAUGUCACGCCUUGAGAUGUCGGAUUCCUCAAAUAGCUACUAUAUAACUAAAACUUAUCAAACAGGUUUUUGGUAUGAAAAUCAAGGGGACAUUUAUUUAAAAUCACUGAAUAGAGCUACACAAUUACAAUAAUAAAGAGAGAGAGAAGUUUGAACUUUAAUUCUGACAGAAAGACGAGUGCUAUUGUAGGCUGUAUGACUCAUCAUUUGGAAGACUUUUGCAGUAAUGGCAUUCAGCCUUUUCAUUAUUCUAAAAUGUGCGAAGUUCUAGAAACAUCAAAUAUAGUCAAAAGCAGUUAAAAUGGUAAAGUUGGAAAAGCCGAGUUUACUUUUUAUUCCACAAGUUUGACUGCCUAUAAUUUAUUACUAUUGUGCUGCCAUGGAAACGUACCGCGUAAAAGAUAUACCGUGAUAUACUGGAUCUAUACAAUGACAUGGGCGAAGAAACUGGCAUCUGUGUUGACUCGUCGUCGAUAUUCAGUGGUUUUGGACACGGGCUUGCGUGCGGCUUGAAGUGAAAGCAGUUUAGGAGACUGAAUCCAUAAUUGACGAGAGCCCAUGACAUCCAGUCUUCACUGAAGAAAGCAAUUAGGAAGAGCAACGGCUUAAAACUUAUACAACUUAAAACUUAAAAUUAAACAUAUAUAGCUGAUUUAUAUAACUAAAGAAAUGACGACUUGCGUUUUUUAAGUCUUUUUUUACAGGUUUUAAAUUCGCAACCGUCGAAAACUCGGGCUCCCUGUGCUAAUGUUAUAUAGUCCUCUUCGACCUUUUAUAAUUGAUGUGUUUCACUCUAUUGACAGUUCAUUUACAAAAGUUCAGAAUUCAUUAAACGACGAAUUCA
This is a messenger RNA of Exaiptasia diaphana, 1658 nucleotides long. Its product is annotated as tctex1 domain-containing protein 1. Gene Ontology annotation, cellular component: cytoplasm; cytoplasmic dynein complex. The transcript has a single exon. NCBI's taxonomy places the organism in Eukaryota, Metazoa, Cnidaria, Anthozoa, Actiniaria, Aiptasiidae. Bases 216 to 788 code for a protein of 190 amino acids. Gene Ontology annotation, biological process: microtubule-based movement. Gene Ontology annotation, molecular function: dynein intermediate chain binding. The record is from RefSeq and is a predicted model, not a curated record.